GCUGUCGCGUGUUUCGAGGAAUGUUAUCAGAUGUCAUUCCCUUUCAUGAGUUGUUCUCCAGUUGUUCUCCACCCCAGCUACUAUUGGCAUUAGUGACGUCACACGCAGUGCCCGCCCUAGAUGGGCUGCACGAAGUCCGUCGGCUUCAAGUUAAAGGCAGCGUGACAGCCGAGCGGAGCGCAAUUCAGUCCGCAAUGUCGGUCUGGUGGCUGUGGGAGCAGCUGGACGCCCGGAGCGCCUUCAUCUUCAUUGUGGUGCUGUUGCUUGUGUCUGAUUACCUGAAGAACAGAAAUGGCAAAAACUUCCCGCCGAGUCCUAUUUGGGUGCCGUUUAUAGGCGACUUGUUCAGUAUGACUUCAGAUAAGCCGCACCAGUACAUGGCAAAGAAUGGAAAGUCAGCAGCGUGAGGAGCAGUGGGCGCCACUUCUGGUUCCAGUGACCUAAACCCGUCUUUUCCUGCAAGAAGCCAUCUUGAAAGAGCCAUCUCCACCACAACGGAUUAGUCAAUGGACUCCCAUAUCGCAGCAGAGUCAUUUGAUGAUUUCUUUUGUGAAAACCUUCAAGCAAAACGUUUAAUUAUAGAGGGUACACCUGUGAUACACCAA
Molecule: messenger RNA, 605 nt
Organism: Erpetoichthys calabaricus (reedfish)
Lineage: Eukaryota; Metazoa; Chordata; Cladistia; Polypteriformes; Polypteridae
Product: vitamin D 25-hydroxylase-like
Exons: 2
Coding region: 21-407 (128 amino acids)
Source: RefSeq, a predicted model, not a curated record